AUGUAUUUUAAAUUAAUAAUUUCUUUUUUUCCGCUGCUUUUUUUCAAAUUUUCUAUUGGGAAUGAGUUUAAAACUGAUUCAAAUGAAAAUGAUAAACUCUCCUUUUCCCGAUAUAAAAGAGCUUCAGGCUUUAACAGCCUUGGAGGAAUUGAGGAAGAGGAUGGAGAGAAAUGUUCUAAAUUCAAACAAGAAGGUGAAGGGCCUCUUAUAGGAGGUUCAGAUACAAAAACGAUUAAAGAAAAUGUAGAAAAAGAGAAGAAAAAAGGAAAAAAUGUUAAAAAAGUCUUGUAUAUAAGCGAUUAUCUUCUAAGAUCGCCUCUAUAUUUCCAUGUAAUUUAA
Messenger RNA from Meloidogyne enterolobii, 339 nucleotides. The record is from the annotation of a GenBank genome assembly. NCBI's taxonomy places the organism in Eukaryota, Metazoa, Nematoda, Chromadorea, Rhabditida, Meloidogynidae.